AUGUAUUCCUCCUAUCUUUGCAGCAGUGACGGUUCCGUACUUGCAACAAACGAGAGCAAGGUUUCCAAUGGUAGCACGACGGAUGGUCACCAGCUUGUUUCUGCUUUUCAUGACAUUCGCAGCACGGAACCUCUGACGACCCGUGCGUUCCGACACCUAUACACUGCCAAACUACCCAAUGCCCUUUCGACCAAGUUUGGUGUUCUUUCUGCUUCGCGCUGGCUUCAGUUUUGGGACGCCACGAAGAUGUUCCACCCAGCCCGCAACAUUUGGUUCCGCGCAAUCCACCACACACUCCCACGUGUUGAACGCCUCCACGCAAUUGAUUUAACAUUCAUGCCGGUCUGCUUUGUCUAUAAUGUCGUCAAGCAACUUACUCCCUCCAACAUUAUCUUAUUUCCUGUCCUUUACGAUGGCAAGUCUGUGUUUAAAGAAUAUUUUGGUAGUAGCCAAGAUGCAUCUCUCUACGAAUUCGUUCAAAAAAACCAGGAUUAUAUCAUUCAAAAGCAAGAACCAUGUGGUAAUAUUGGUGCCACUUGGAAUCAGCAUUUCAAGAAGGCAUAUAUGCAUUACUUUGAUGGUCGUAAACCACCGAAAUCAACAAAGUCUGUAAACUGGGGUUACUUGUUAUUGAAGUUAUUAAAGAAACAAACCCCCAGUUCCCAUGCGUCUAUUGGUUCAAGCACUUGUCACUCUGGUGAAAUCACUGGCGAACUUGCUGCUCCCUCUGCUAGAAUUUUUGACGAACCUGCUAAAACCGCUGCUGGUACCGCUGGUGCACCUUUUGGAACCUCUGCUGAAAUCUCUGGCGAAUCUGCUAAAACUACCCCGUCAUCGUCUACACCUCAUAUAGUUACACCGGAAUUUUUUGAAUAG
Molecule: messenger RNA, 876 nt
Organism: Zychaea mexicana
Lineage: Eukaryota; Fungi; Mucoromycota; Mucoromycetes; Mucorales; Lichtheimiaceae
Exons: 4
Coding region: 1-876 (291 amino acids)
Source: RefSeq, a predicted model, not a curated record